Molecule: messenger RNA, 2925 nt
Organism: Manduca sexta (tobacco hornworm)
Lineage: Eukaryota; Metazoa; Arthropoda; Insecta; Lepidoptera; Sphingidae
Gene: KrT95D
Product: phosphofurin acidic cluster sorting protein 1
Exons: 18
Coding region: 111-2594 (827 amino acids)
Biological process (GO): protein localization to plasma membrane
Source: RefSeq, a predicted model, not a curated record
GGCUAUGCACUCUCCGGGUGACCCGACUGCGCGUGUGCGGCGCGCUCGGCGAGGCGGGCGGCGGCGCGGCAGGUGGCGCAGGCGGUGGCGCCGUGAUCCUAGCUGCGCGCAUGCACAGCAGCAAGCGCACGCUGCGCUCCAACGACAUCGCCGUGCCGCCGCUCGAUGUGGAGUUGGAUCUGUGCUUCUCGCUCCAGUACCCGCACUUCGUCAAGCGGGAUGGGAAUAGAUUGCAGAUCAUGUUGCAGCGCCGCAAGAAGUACAAGAACCGCACCAUACUCGGCUACAAGACUCUCGCCGAGGGUGUCAUAAGGAUGGAUCAGGUGCUCCAGCGUUCUAUGGACAUGGAGUUGGAGCUGACCGGGGUGGGCGCCAAGGGAGGUGCGGCUGCAGGCCAGCCUGUUGCCAAGCUCUCCAUCACCGGGCUUGCUUCCACGCCGGUAGACCACGACACCAAGAACAACAACACUUUACUCAUUACUGAACGAGGCUACUCUGACGAGGAGGAGGAAGGCGAGUUCAGCUCGGUGGAGGAGGCGGACGACAUGACGUACGGCGCGCCCGCACGCCGCCGCGCGCACCGACAACUUGCAUUCAACAAGACCGACCUCUCGUACACUAAGUUGUCGCGUUCGCGCGACUUGAGUUUCAUGGAGCGCGAGCGAAAGAGACAAAGCUAUAUGCACUCGAAGGCGCACGACAGAGACAGCGACAGCGAGCUGGAGCACUCGUCGAAGCGCAAGGGCAGCCGCGGCAAGCUCGCGCAACGCAACCUGAAGGAGAAGUUCGCGGCACUGUUGCGGCGGUUCCGCGUGCCCGAAGAGCUAUCGGAGCGCGGCGCGACCCGCGACACGCACAACGCGCAACGCGACAUAGACGAACUGUUCCAGGUAUACACACAUGAGUUGGAGUCGCUAUCAUGCGGCGAAGGCGAGGACUCGGGCCCCGAUCAAAUGGACACCAUAAGCAUCGGCUCCACUCCCAAACCUUCGCUGAGACCUUUCUUCAGCAGCUCCAGGAGUCUCGCCAAUCAGGAGCACCACAGGCAUUCCAAUGUAACGAACGCAUGCGCAGUGACGCGGCACGCGAGCCUCGCGUCCGCCGGCGAGUUGAGUGCUGUGAGGGAGCGCCACUUGGCAGCACUGCCGCUCGCAGAAUCCGAAGCGGUACGUAGUUCUGCAGGCGACGAGCGUGGCAGCGACGGCAAUAGCGACGGAGACGUAACUGCUGAGGCGCCCGUGUCUGGGGCUUCGGUGUCCAGCUCGCCACCUAACGAGACCAAGGAGGACAAGCGGUCUCGCCUGUUCCGCAGCGCGACGAGUGGCGGCAACCUGACCCCAGCCGCGGGGGCGAGUCGGAAGAAGAAUUCGCUGGUAUGCGGCAUCGAGCGGCCGCUGUCUGCGCACGAGCUACCGAUGCAGAGUCCUACAACCUUGGAGCCGCGGCGUACGCUGACGGAGCAGGUGGGGCGGCUGCUGGGCGAGGAGGGCCCGCUGCCGGAGUGCGUGGCGCUGGCGACGGGCGCGGGCGCGGCGGCGCUGCACGCGCUGGCCGUGCCCACGCUCGCGGCGCACGACGCGCGCCCGCUGCUGCACGCGCUCUACACGCGCGCCACCAAGCAGGGCUCGCGGCGCGGCGUGCUGCGCGUGGCGGUGGCGGGGGGCGACGCGGCGGUGGCGAGCGCGCUGCGUGCGCACGCGGAGCUGGGCGCGCGCCGCCCGCACGACGCGCCGCCCGCGCGCUUCUACAUCAUACCCAUCGGUCCCAACACUGUGUCGCGGUACCUGGCGGCGAGUGACGGCGGGUACGCGGCUCUGUUCUCGGGCGAGUCGUGGUGCUCGCUCGCGGAUCGCGUCGCGGACGGCGCAGGCGCAGACAUCGGCGAAAUGUCUAACAGGAUCGCCAGGUAUUUGAACAGCAUCGGGCCAGUGGUGAACAUACCGAUAGGAGAAGCGAUGGUCGCCUACAGAGAGAAAUCGGGUGAUGAGGACGCAAGUCAGACGUUCGUUCCAUUUAUUGCGGAGGUGCGCGUGGGGUGCAGCGAGGGCGGCGUGUCGUCGCUGGAGCUGGAGGAGGGCGGCUCGCCCCCCGCGCGCCCCUCGCCGCCCGGCACGCCGGCGCCGCCGCACCACGCGCACGCGCCGCCCGACCUGGCGCCGCUGCCGCCGCUGCUGCAGCGCACCGAGCCGCUCGAGCUGCAGCUCGACUACUGGCUGGUCCCAGGUCGUCAAACAGAGGGUACUGAUACCAAGGUGACGGUGAAAGCGUCGUUCCGCGCUCUCCACGUAACGCGACAGAACACACAUCUCUGCAUAACCUAUCUCACCAAGGAAAAGAAGCAGAAAAUAAUGCGACUGGGUAAGAAAAAGGAGAAGGGUGGGGAGCAGGAAGUGGGACGCACGCAGACCGUCGACGGCGUCGCCAGACUCAUCUGUUCCGCCAAGAGUUCGCACAACCAGCCGCUCAAAGUAUACAUCGACGGCACCGAGUGGAACGGCGUGAAGUUCUUCCAAGUGUCGACGCAGUGGCAGACGCACGUGAAGACGUUCCCGGUGGCCACGCUCGGGGCCCCGCUGGCGCCGCCCGAGAGCUAAGCGACGGCGACACGCUCAGGAUCAUGCUUCGGCUUGUCAGUCCUCGCGCGUCAAGCCACGUCCACGAGGCUUGACGCCGCGCAGUUCGUCAAGCUACACUUCAACGACUCUAGAGUCGGCUAUGUACUGGGGUGUGCCGGCAUCCCUGGCUACAACUGCGGCUAUACGUUUUAUUCGAUACGUCACUGUGGGACGGGAAACCUCAUCGGCUAUCGAUCUUUCGGCUCGAAACGAGGCUCUAAAUGUAGUCUGUGUUUAUUCCUUUGACGGCAUGUUGAUAUUUAGCGUUUAAAAAACAAGAUUUGCUAUUAACCCGUCAUGACUUGUCAAA